AUGCUAACGACGAUUUGCCACGCUGAUAACCAACCUCUUCUCGACGUCAAAGCCCUUAUUUCUCUCCUGGUGCCGAUCAUCCAAGCCCACCCGGGGCUGCUUGCCCGGGCUAUUGAUUCUUUCGCAUGUGAAACUGAUGGCGCAGCGGACUUCUGUGGCUUUGGAGUCCGACUUGGCAUCUACUUUGCCUGGGCCAAUGCUUACAUCGCAAACACACUCCUACCAUCUGAGAUUGCCGGCGCAUCUGACACCAACAACAUCUUCUUGCUAGUAAUACUGAUCGCCAUGAUAAAGUGCAGCGCCAAUGGCAUGCUCACCAGUAUCGAUGGUUUAAUUCUGAUGCAUCUCAGUGGCGGCUUUCUCUUCGGAACUCUCAGCAUCUGGGGAUAUCGGACGCGACAGUACUUUGACAACGGACCUCGGGGAAUUCGCUUCUUUGGUGGUUUCGGGACACACUCGAGACUGAUGGUCAGCCUAAUGAUAAGCGAUUUUGGGUUGUGGUUUUGCACAUUCGGCGUAGUUGAUGGGCUGGUGCACCCAGGGACGGAGGAAGAAAUCGUCGAAGAGCCAACCCCGCGGGAUUGCGCGACUUUGUAUACUUUCAUGUUUGCCAAAGUUCGAGCUGAUGCUAGAAACCGCAUAUUUUACAUCAUAAUGUGUGUUGGAUGUAUCGUCUAUUACGGGAUAAUGCUCCUCGCCUCCGGUAUCGCAGCUUGGGCACGGCUAGGGCAAGUGCUGCAUUUGUACAGGGAAAGACGAUGGGCUGAGACGACACGCCUGCAUUUUGCGACAGGCUUCAAGUACGGAGAGUGA
Molecule: messenger RNA, 813 nt
Organism: Colletotrichum gloeosporioides
Lineage: Eukaryota; Fungi; Ascomycota; Sordariomycetes; Glomerellales; Glomerellaceae
Exons: 1
Coding region: 1-813 (270 amino acids)
Source: RefSeq, a predicted model, not a curated record